Messenger RNA from Haliotis rubra (blacklip abalone), 2109 nucleotides. RefSeq names its product cadherin-23-like. Gene Ontology annotation, molecular function: calcium ion binding. The transcript has 12 exons. Bases 1 to 2016 code for a protein of 671 amino acids. Gene Ontology annotation, cellular component: plasma membrane. The record is from RefSeq and is a predicted model, not a curated record. Gene Ontology annotation, biological process: homophilic cell-cell adhesion. Lineage: Eukaryota; Metazoa; Mollusca; Gastropoda; Lepetellida; Haliotidae.
AUGAUUCCGUGUAAGGCAACGACGCCUGCUCCUAACCCGGUUAUCUCCCCCUUCGUCGUGGUCAACCUCCACGAGGACACGCAGAUCGAGACACUACUGACCACUGUGACGUGUACCGAUAACAGCGUUGGAGGAUCAGGGACGUGCACAACCUGCAACAUUGUACGUGAGCAGCCGUCAGGGGCGCCCUUCCGGUGCUGGAAGAAGUAUACUUUCUCAGAGUUCAACGUGUACUACGUAGCAGGGCAGGCCAACAGCGCACUCAGCUACCGCAACAUCGCCAAGUCGUACUUCCUGGACAUCCAGUGUGUGGCAGCAGAUGGCAGCACGGACACGCAGACUCUGGAGGUGGACAUUCAGCCUAACCAGGCACCCUACAUCACAGACUUCCCUGGAGUGUCGCGAACUCUUGAUGCAAGCAACACGGCAGUGGACACAACUAUCUACACCCUGCUGGUUCGGGACAACGAGAGUGACCCGCUCACCUACACCAUGUAUACAGAGCCCACAGUGGACUACUUUCAGAUUGAUACAAACACCGGGGUCAUUUCUACUGCAAAAGAUUUAAAAACCGCCGUGGAGCCUGUCGUGGCUAUAAAAGUCAACAUCAGUGACGGAACUAACAUCGUUGGACCUUUCACCAUCACCACCACCAUCACCAAUUUGAACACAAGACCCGCAUUUACAAAUCUCCCAAUCAACAUCACCAUCUACGAGACGGCGGCUGGUGGGGAGAGACUCAUACGACUGACAACCACUGACCCUGACAUCUAUACAACCUUGACCCCUGUUGUUACCGUUGACCCUGGAACAGAUCAGUACAAGUUUACCUAUGAACAAUCAUUUGCCAUUAACCGCUACCUCCGUCUGUCCACAACAACUACUGGUCAGAACAUCUUGGACGCCGAGACCAUCAGCUACUACAACAUCUCCUUCCUACUGAACGACGGCUACCUUGACUCUGUGGGACAGUACAUCAACCUCUUUGUCCUGAAUGUCAACGAAGCGCCACAAUUUAACGAGGCCUUAUAUUUCUGCAAUAUGUAUGAGUCACAGGUGUAUACAUCAUUCUGUGACCUUGGCCUUACAGUCACUGACCCCGAGAGUGACACUAUAAAGGACAUAUUUCUUCUUUCCGGAAACAACAGUGAACGCUUCCGGUACGACGCCGCGAACAAACGGUUUGGCUUUAACACCGAGUACGACAUCGACAAUGGUGUCUACCCGACAUCUGCUGUUUUGACCAUCGCUGCAGUUGACUCCAACUCUGCUACGGGAACCGCGCAAGUUCAGGUCACGAUCUUGGACCAGAACGACAACACACCAACAUUUGCAAAUACGCUAAGCGCUUUCUCCAUUUCUGAGGGUCGAGCGCUUGGAUCCCUGGGGUCGAUCGCAGCUACAGAUGGAGACUUGACGUCUCCAAACAACGCAAUUACGUACUCACAAGUUGGGGGAUCUUCAGGACUUCUUCCAUACGUGACGGUCCUCAGUUCUGGAGAGGUCAGGUAUACCAACACCUUCGAUUCCUCACUACACGGGACAACAUACUUUGCUCUGGUGGAGGCCAAGGAUGGAGGCAGUCCAGCAAGGUCGUCUACUGGAACUGUCGCCGUUAGCUUCGUGACUACGACCUCCACAACAACAACGACUACGACAACAACAACCGCAACUACAACAACAGCCACUACUACUACGACAAAGGCACCUGGAUAUUUUGACGACCCCGCGAAUGUGGCGAUGUUUACGUGUUUUAUGAUUAUACUAUUUAUUGGCUUGGCGAUCGGUCUGUAUUUUCUAUACAGGUGGUGUACCACGGGUCGCUGCUGCGGACAAGGGAGUGGUAAAAGAAAGAGAGUUGAGCCUUAUGAUGAAUAUGGGAACAAGCGGGAUAAGGACCCAAUAUAUGAUGACGACGACUACUACGUCUAUGAACGCCCGGCGUCGACCAGCUACGUGAGGAUUGGCGGAGUCAACAACACGCGCGCGCUUCCCUCUCCCAAACCGAGGUUCUGACCGGUAUUCGUGGACCCAUUGCGAAUUGUGAUCGAAAAGGAAAAUCGUCUGAAACAACUUUGUAACAUCAUAAUAAAUGAAUCUGUUGUCCUU